CGCAAUGCUGCCUGGGCCGGAAGCGGAAGUACAUGAGUUUGGGACCCUUACUGUGGAGGCCGCGGCAUGGCGCGCAGCGGUGAAACCGGCGUUGGAGGCGAAGACCGGCGGGGCACAAAGCGGAAAUCUCUCGCUGACGCCCCUCGGGAGGACUCCGAGGAUGGGGCGGCAGGGAGCGGGGCCCCGGAACAGCCGCGGCCCGCGGCCUUCCCGCCCGGCUUCAGCAUCUCGGAGAUCAAGAACAAGCAGCGGCGCCACUUCAUGUUUGUGCGCUGGAAGCAGCAGCAGCGAAAGGAAAAAUUGGCAGCCAAGAAAAAACUUAAAAAAGAAAGGGAGGCUCUUGGAGAUAAGGCACCACCAAAACCAGUACCCAAGACCAUUGAAAACCAGAGAGUAUAUGAUGAGACAAUAGUUGAUCCUAAUGAUGAAGAGGUUGCUUAUGAUGAAGCUACAGAUGAAUUUGCUUCUCAUUUCAACAGACAGACUUCUCCCAAGAUUCUUAUUACCACAUCAGACAGACCUCGUGGGAGAACAGUGAGGUUCUGCGAACAGCUGUCCACUGUUAUACCAAACUCACAUGUUUAUUACCGAAGAGGACUAGCUCUGAAAAGAAUUAUCCCCCAGUGUAUCUCUAGAGAUUUCACGGAUCUGAUUGUUAUUAAUGAAGAUCGUAAAAUACCAAAUGGACUUGUUUUAAGUCAUUUGCCUCAUGGUCCAACUGCUCAUUUUAGAAUGAGCAGUGUUCGCCUUCGCAAGGAGAUAAAGAGGAAGGGGAAAGAACCUACCCAACAUUCACCUGAAGUAAUUCUGAAUAAUUUUACAACGAGACUGGGUCACUCCAUUGGACGUAUGUUUGCUUCUCUUUUCCCCCAUGAUCCUCAGUUUAUUGGAAGGCAAGUUGCAACUUUCCAUAAUCAGCGAGAUUACAUCUUUUUCCGAUUUCACAGAUACCUUUUUAAAAGCGAAAAGAAAGUAGGAAUUCAAGAACUUGGACCACGUUUUACCCUAAAAUUAAGAUCUCUUCAAAAAGGAACCUUUGAUUCGAAAUAUGGAGAAUAUGAAUGGGUUCAUAAGCCCCGUGAAAUGGACACAAGUAGAAGGAAAUUUCAUUUAUGAAGUAUUGAGAAAGCACAAUUGGAUAUCACCUGACCUGAAAUGUUUUGAAUUUGUCAAGUUAUUUUUGACUGAAGACACACUAAUUUUUCAGCCACAUAUUUGUUAAUGAACUGAUUAUUCUUUGAAUUCAUCCAUCUGUUUAUCAAUAAAAAAUGACUUUUGGAGUA
This is a messenger RNA of Monodelphis domestica (gray short-tailed opossum), 1283 nucleotides long. It is a transcript of the gene RPF1, whose product is annotated as ribosome production factor 1 homolog. Gene Ontology annotation, cellular component: preribosome, large subunit precursor; nucleolus. Gene Ontology annotation, molecular function: rRNA primary transcript binding. The record is from RefSeq and is a predicted model, not a curated record. Gene Ontology annotation, biological process: maturation of LSU-rRNA; maturation of 5.8S rRNA. Lineage: Eukaryota; Metazoa; Chordata; Mammalia; Didelphimorphia; Didelphidae.